Messenger RNA from Acanthaster planci (crown-of-thorns starfish), 2591 nucleotides. Its product is annotated as ileal sodium/bile acid cotransporter-like. NCBI's taxonomy places the organism in Eukaryota, Metazoa, Echinodermata, Asteroidea, Valvatida, Acanthasteridae. Gene Ontology annotation, biological process: bile acid and bile salt transport. Gene Ontology annotation, cellular component: membrane. Gene Ontology annotation, molecular function: bile acid:sodium symporter activity. The record is from RefSeq and is a predicted model, not a curated record.
AUGACUGAUGCAUCCCCAGAAGAAGGCUUGCCCAAAUACGCCCAGGCUCUCCGGGAAGCCAACAAAGUGAUCGUCAUUUUUCUGGUGGUUGUGAUCAUGUUGGCUGUGGGCUGUGUGGUCACUGUGGAUGACUUCAAGAGCACGCUGCGCCGCCCAGUUGGCGUCAUCAUCGGGUUUCUCUCCCAGUUCGUGGUCCUCCCUCUGACGGCGUUUGGUCUGGCCCACGCCUUGAAGCUCAAUGCAGCCUAUGCACUGGGACUCUUGGUCUCUGCCACUUGUCCUGGGGGUGUCACCUCCAAUUUGUUUGCUUACUGGAUGGACGGCGAUGUGUGCCUCAGCAUCACCAUGACGACCCUGUCGACAGUUGCUGCCAUGGGGAUGAUGCCUCUGAACCUCUUCCUUUACGGUCGGUCUUGGACCAGCGAGAGCGUUGUGAUCCCAUACAGUAACAUCGCUAUUGCUUUAGCUCUAACAUUGGUCCCAGUGGCUGCUGGCAUGCUUAUCAAAUAUCGGAAACCAUCCUGGUGCAAGAUCAUCACCCUGCUUGGCAGCAUCUUUGGAUUUCUGGCAAUCUUCUUCACCAUCUCCUCUGGCGGCAUCAUCGACCCCUCUAUGUUCGCCUCCCCCUGGCAGGUCUGGUUUGCUGGUGCGAUCCAACCCCUCCUCGGCUACGCCUUGGGUUACUUCUUUGCCCUGGCCCUACGCCGCCCCCACGCCGAGUGCCGCACCAUCUCCAUCGAGACGGGCACCCAGAACAUUGGCCUGGCGCUGGUCCUCCUCUUGGUCACUUUCCAAGGCAGUGACCAGCUCAACAACCUUCUCGUCAUCCCCAACGUCUACAGAGGUGUACUCGCCCUGCACAGCCUGUGGCUGACUGGGCUUUACCUGGCCUGGAAACGGUGGUGCAGGGGUGUCAGUGGGGCCCAGGACCACCACGGAUCCCCAUUAGCCCAGCAAUCAGAAGAACCCGGAAAGGACCGGUGUGAGAUGGAAAAUUACAAUCACACUGAAUAAAAAUGGCAAACCAGCCUCAACAAAUAGAUAGGAGGGAACAUAAUGAAAAGGGAAGAAAUGGAGGAAUGAUUGUGUUCAUUAUUUUCCCCCAAGUUUAUUACUAUCAAGGAAAUUCAGGCUAAAACUGCAAAGUAAGUAGCCCUGAAGUUGAAGUUGAGUGUAAUCACAUAGAAUCUUGUUUGAUGCGGCAUUAGCCAUUCCUGUUACUUUAUAAUAAUGCCAGCGUAACCAUGGAGAAUCAGGUUGAAGUUUUAUGAGGUCAGAGAUUUAAAGGUAUUAUUUUUCAUCAAUCAUAGAUUAUAUAAUAUUCAGGUUUCCUUCAUUCAUAAUUUGAGAUGACAACAAACGAUGAAAAUUAAUCUCUUCAUUCAAUAUUUUGCCCAAGGCGGAUUAUUAUUUGUUUACUUAUAAUACAUCAUAGGUGAAGGAAGACGUACCUUUCAUUUGAUCACAUUAGUUUGUAAGUCUCACACUGACUUUUUCAUCACAAUUAUGCAACUGCUUCAUCCAUGUUGCCAAUGUGCAUACAUGUAAUACAAGGGCCGUUUCUCAUGGUGACCUUGUUCCAUUUACUAAAACUAAAUCUGGUGAGCGUAAAUUUGUGGUUCGUGGGAACCCAUGCAUUUAAUGCUCUCCCAACACCAUUGAAGUGUCCUCUCCCUACAUCAGUAGUCAAUUUAAAAACUCACUUUGGAACAUGCUCUACUCCGUGAGCCUCGUUUUUGUUGUUUUUGAAGUUUUGUUUUGAUGUUAGUUUCCGGUGCUAACUUCUCUGUUUUCUUACCUGUACCUCAUAUAUUUUGUAUUUUCUGUUUAGUGCGCGAGAUUAAGCAAUGGUAAAAAUAGCUGAAAACAGCUGAAAAAAGGCAUAAAGAAGCUGAACUGUGAAAAUCUCCUGUACUUUUGUACACAGCCAGCGAGGGAAAAAAAGCUGAAAUCAGCUAAAAAGCUGAGAAAUCUCUCCCCUGUGUACUAUUGGACUUUUAAUUAUUUGGCGAGUAAUUCAUAACUAAUAGGAAUCAAUUUGUAAUGAUUGUAAUUGCUGGGCACCUAAGGAAAACAGUGCUUUGACACUGACAGUCUCCCCAGGGUAAAGAAAAAAUGAAAUCAAAUAAAAAAAUAAAAAUAGGUGAAUAGGAAAAUAAAUAGGUAUAUUUAUUUAUCAAUUAUUAGCACAAAACCCUCAGACAACAACAUCAUGUUGAAUGAGUCCAAAGCCGCAUUCACAUUUGAAUUUGUGCCCUCUGGCACCAAAAGCUGGAUACGCUGCUGCGGAAGAUAUAUUUGUAUUUUUAGUAAAUGCAACAUAGUCAUCAGCAAGGUAAAAAAAUGACAAGAAUGUCCAUUCUGGGAUAAUAUUCAGCCAAACGUAUUUUGGGAGACGUUCUGGCAACUAAAACCAGGCACAGGUGGGAGUCCAGCCAAAAUACAAACGCACUGAAUUUUUUUGAAGAUCUGGCCUCACAAAUCUUAUGUUUACAAAACAGUUUUGACUAUAAAAUGGUGAGAAACGCAGAGUACAAGUUUUUGUUUUGUAUUGUAAUGAAACCAAUCCUUCAUUUUCAAGAGUACAAAAC